AUGUUUACUCGUUCAGCAAUUGCUGCAAUCUUGGCAGUGGCGCCAGCUAUCCUAGCUGCCCCUGCCCCCGCUCCUCAAGUCACCGAGCCAGCAUCCUUCGGUCCUGAUGUCCAGGUCUCAUACCAAGCUCAGAGUACCGCUGGUCCGGACUACCCACUCGCCGAGGAGCUCGGUGAUGGAUACACCAGCGCCACGUACCAUGGUCCUUACACCGGCACGCCAACAACCACCGGUGCGGCGAAUGGACCAACCACUCUUGCCGCCUCCAUCCCGCCCUUGCCAUUGAACCCGACGGCGACCUACUACAACACUGGUGGCAAACCAAUCAACCCUUUACCAGCUCCAUAUACACCGGCUGGCGGUCUGGGCACGAACGGCACGCUCCCACGCUACAUGGUGGAGAGUGACUUUGAUUACGAGUCGAUCGCGUUGGGCUUAUAUCAGGAAUGGAUCGAGCUCGAUCUCUUCCACGACGGCCUCGCCCGCUUCUCCGAAGCCGAAUUUCUCGAGGCCGGCCUCACUUCUGAGUACAUGUCCCUCAUCGAAUUCAUGGCCGAUCAGGAAACCGGACACUCCACCCUGUUGACCAACAUGCUCGGCGAGACUGCACCCAAGCAGUGCGUCUAUGACUAUCCAUACAACACCGUCCGCGAAUGGCUCGACUUUAUGCAGCGUCUGACUCGUUUCGGAGAAUCAGGCGUCUGGGGUUAUAUCAACCAUCUCGACUCGCGUGAAGUCGGCCAGCUUCUGGCUCAGUCCAUCGCUACCGAGGCUCGCCAGCAGCAGAUCUUCCGCCAGAUGAGCGGUCUUACUCCGAUGGAUGUAUGGUUCGAGAACGGCUGGCCUCAGUCGUGGUCAUGGACUAUGCUCGCUCCUUACAUCAGCUACUGCCCAGAGAAUCAGACUCGUCUCGCAUGGCAAAAUUUCCCCGUUCUUCACAUUUUGAACAACGCCAACAUCAACCGCUACUCGCCCAACGACACCGCCCAGGAUGGUAGCGAGGUCACUGGCUCCCGUAUCACUGACCCGUCGAUUUCCAACCUAACCGAUUGGACACAACAAAUCAGAACCCCUCUCCUUCCCUUUAUUAUUUAA
This is a messenger RNA of Letharia lupina, 1095 nucleotides long. RefSeq lists its product as uncharacterized. The record is from RefSeq and is a predicted model, not a curated record. NCBI's taxonomy places the organism in Eukaryota, Fungi, Ascomycota, Lecanoromycetes, Lecanorales, Parmeliaceae. The transcript has 6 exons. Bases 1 to 1095 code for a protein of 364 amino acids.